Messenger RNA from Epithele typhae, 1749 nucleotides. RefSeq lists its product as uncharacterized. NCBI's taxonomy places the organism in Eukaryota, Fungi, Basidiomycota, Agaricomycetes, Polyporales, Epitheliaceae. The annotation marks the transcript as partial. Gene Ontology annotation, molecular function: protein binding. The record is from RefSeq and is a predicted model, not a curated record. The transcript is spliced from 2 exons.
GUCGACAUUCUUGUUGAUAUCAUCGAGCAUCUUCCGUCCCAGGACCGGUGCAGAUUCUCCGCCACAUGUCGUCCCAUUAGACGUCUCAGCAAGAGCUAUCUCUUUGGAAGCAUAUCCGUCGGUCUGGAGCAUCCAAUCAGCACCUCGGAAUGCUUUCCAGUACCGCAUUCGCUUUGGCCAGCUGUUCGAUCAUUGACCAUAACCGACAAAUGUGUUGAUCGGCUAUACUCUACCCGCAGCAAACAUGACUGCGACAAGAACAUGUGGUACCCAAAGCAGAUCCGUCACACGGACGACCCCAUGGUCUGCGGAGUUCUCCAGGGUGGGCCGCUCGUCGACGUUCUCAUCUCCAUGCCACGCUUGUCUGCACUCGUCCUCCGCUCUCUGGGAUCGCGUGCUCACGGGCCGCCUUGGGCGUUCAUACACGAGAUACUGUCCCUUCCUCACCUUCGCCACCUGGACAUCGAUCAACUCCGCUAUUGCCCCAAGCCCGACUCCUCCUCCUUGACACUCUCCACAGCGCACACUGUCAGCACCAUUCGCUCGUUUGUGUACCGUCAAGACCUAUUCCGAACGCAGCCCGCAUUGGCAUCGGAAUCUCGCGCACUCGAAGCCACCCUACGCGCCGCGCACACAACGCUCGAAUGCAUUGCGCUCCCCACCGAACCGGCCCCCAUUCACACCUUCGCCGCCCUCCCGUGGCCGCGCCUCCGAGAGCUGAGGUUGACCGGUCCUGCAUGGACGGAGCCUUCGACGCCGCUCGUGUUCCUCCUCGCGUCCAUGCCACACCUGCGCAUCCUCGUCCUGAACCUCGCUCCCCCGGCUCUACCUCACACCGCCCAAAACCGCGCGCCCUGGGGGAUAGUCGACCCUUCAAAUAACCCAGUGCACGCCGGCGGCAGCGACGACGGCCGAGUUACGCCCGUGUGGCCGCGCACCCUCACUCCGCCCCCAGCGACGUUCCCAUGGCGCGACCUCGAGCACCUCACGCUGUCCGCCCCGGACCCAGACGACAGCGUCUUCGCGCACCUCCCGCCGACGCUCCGCGCGCUCUCCCUCCGGCCGUUCCCGCACCACUGCGUCGCGCUGUGGCGGGCGGGCGACGUCGCGCUCGCGCGGCGCCUCGGCGCGGACCGCCUGGAGGCGCUCACGCGGAGCCCGCUGCUCACCGCGCGGGACCUGACGCGCAUCGUGACCGCGUGCCCCGGGCCGAUGCGCGCGAUGCGCGAGCUCAGGGUGGAGUACCUGGCGGACGCGGGCGAGGCGGCGGCGCUGCGCGCGGUGGUCGCGCGGUUCCCCCGUCUGCGCGCGCUCGAGGUGCACCGGUAUCGCCCGCGCGAUGGCGAAGCGUCGCUGGACCUGGUGCGCCCGCCCCCUGCUCCUGCUCCUUUGUUUUCGGUGCACCAAGCUGACGGUUUUUGGGGCGGACAGGACGCCGUGGCACGGAUCCUCGCGGGCUUGCGCGAGCUGCGCACGCUCAAGGUGCACCUCGACCUGCCGAACAUGGUCGACCCGACGCGCCUGCCUGCGGCGGCGAAGCACCGCGACCUCGCGCGGCUGUACGCGGAGUUCUACGAGAGCAUGCGCGUGGCGGUUGAAGGGUUCGCGCGGCUGCUCGCGCCGGCGCUGGAGAGCGUGUGGGUGCUGCACACGUCGGCGCGGGCCCCGGCGUGGAGAGUGUAUGAGGUGUCGUGCGAGGGCGGGAUCACGCUGACACAGGAGAGCGCAGAGUAUGAGAUGCAUGGGUGA